AUGGCUAACUUCGUUUGCUCUUUGGCCGGCCUGGCCGUGCUUGUCCUAGCUUCUCUCUCCGCGGCCCAGAAGAACGCCGAGGACAUGGGUCCGGCCGCUUUCAUGUGGCCCAAGGAUCGAGUUUGGUCCGCUGCCAUGGACAAUACGCCCCCUUGCGGCUCCGUUGCUGGCCCUGGGAACCGCACCCAGUUUCCAAUGAGCAAGCCUCGGCCUCACAUUGCCGAAUCUGCCAAUGAGUCUUGGGAUGCCGUUCUCAGCAUUUCAUACCUGCCUGACCCAAAGUUCAACAGCGACUUCACGACGCUCCUUGACACACAAUCCAUGCGUGAGCUGGACCGCGGGCACACUUGUGUGAAGGUGCCAGACCCGCCAUCGACGGUCAAGGCGGGAAGCAACGCAACGCUGCAGAUCAAGUACGUGUCCGAGUUUGACAAACCGGAAAACGAGACAUUCUAUGCCUGCGCCGACAUCACAUACAUUCCUUUUACCGACUUUCGCGAUCGCAUCCCCUGCUUCAACGCAACGGAGCCCGGCCGUGGCAAGGCUGGAAACAAAACCGGCAGCAAGUCUGCGGCAAGCUCGUCAUCCGUUCCGUCGGCUUCGGCUGGCGGCUCUGGUUCCGGCCUGUCCGGCGGCGCCAUUGCCGGCAUCGUUGUCGGAGUCCUCGUAGGCGUCUGCCUUCUGGCCGCCGCCGGCCUCGUGAUUUACCGCCGCAAGCAACAGCGGAUGAGAUUGCUGCGUCGGCACAACUCGGCGAGGGGUGUCAAGUGGGACGACCAGGUGGACAGGGACUCCCACAAUUCCACGAGGAGCGUGCAGAUGCAUAACUUGUCGACCUGA
Messenger RNA from Drechmeria coniospora, 840 nucleotides. RefSeq lists its product as uncharacterized. Bases 1 to 840 code for a protein of 279 amino acids. The transcript is spliced from 3 exons. The record is from RefSeq and is a predicted model, not a curated record. Lineage: Eukaryota; Fungi; Ascomycota; Sordariomycetes; Hypocreales; Ophiocordycipitaceae.